AUGAUCUUCUGGUUCAAGCGACACUUCGAUGAGGCAAAAUUGAUCUUAUCUUUAGUUGAAAUCAAGUUCUCCUUGUCAGGUGUCGUUCUAUUAGAGGUUUUACGUGACCUGGUAAAAAGAAUCGUGAAAGUUUGGGGACAAAUGGAGGGCUCAAAAGGAAGAAUUUUUGAAAAUUAUGAAGAAUGUCUCUCAAAAUGUUUGGGAGAUGCAACAUGUGUGUUGAUUGCCGAAACUUCAUCUGGAUGUGUGAAUUUUAAUUUUGCCAAUGUACCAAUUGUAGAAAAAUCAAAUGCCUAUUCUGGAAUCAAAAUUGGCUUCAAGAGAUCUCUUGACAAAUGUCCAUCAAAAACUGCCAAUUCCCCAUUAUUUGGCCAAACUACGAUUACGGAAAGCUAUACCUCUGAAGGAAUUUUAUACAACUACAAUAUCACCGAAUUUAAAAGUGGGAGUUCUACAAAAUGGGUCUUUAAACCUCCAACAAUUUGCCCAAAGGAUUCUAUCAAAUUAACCAGAGGGAAAAUUGAUGUUUGUGUUUCGUUUCGUUUCUUCCCCGAUUCUAAAAAAUGCCAAAAUCAAGCAAUGGGUGUAAAAUUAUGCCAAGAUUCGGGAGAUUCCGGUUUGACAGGACCAUUUUCUGAUAAGGAAAGAGAGCUUUUCGGAAACAAACUUUCCACUUAUCAGUCGGAUUAUACUCAUCAAAACUUUUGGAUUGAUGGAAAGAGAGUUGAUGGUUCAAGUUCUUACACGUUCUCUGAUUCUUCGUUAAGUUCAACAAACGGAUAUGGAUCGGUUCGAGGCGCCAACGAUGCUUGUCAUUUUUUGGCGACAAAGGGCAAUCUCAUAGGUGUGGUUCACACGCAAUCAAUCGGAGUUCGGGAUUCGGUGACGGCUGAAACCUUCACCGUCUGCACUGGCCACACGACAAGUGAAAGAAGCAGCACCGACAGAAAAAACGAAAAGAAAAAAAAAACAACCAAGAUCAACUUCUCGAUUGGAUGGUCGUUUAAUGGACGCAAAGAGGGAGAAAGGCAACGAAAAGAUGGAGUUCAGCGAGCCAGGAGGCAAAAUGUUUAA
Caenorhabditis briggsae is the source of this 1074-nucleotide messenger RNA. The transcript has 9 exons. NCBI's taxonomy places the organism in Eukaryota, Metazoa, Nematoda, Chromadorea, Rhabditida, Rhabditidae. The record is from RefSeq and is a predicted model, not a curated record. The coding region runs from base 1 to 1074 and encodes 357 amino acids.